Molecule: messenger RNA, 513 nt
Organism: Rhodamnia argentea
Lineage: Eukaryota; Viridiplantae; Streptophyta; Magnoliopsida; Myrtales; Myrtaceae
Product: organ-specific protein S2
Exons: 2
Coding region: 89-433 (114 amino acids)
Source: RefSeq, a predicted model, not a curated record
GUCAGAACCAUGGACGAGCCUGCCACAUCUGUUACCAAGCAGCCAAAUCUAUCUUUCUAGGGUUGCUUAACGAGCAAGCACAGAGACCAUGAAGCCUAACUUUGCUUCCAUCUUCCUCUUUUCUCUUCUCUUGUUUGCAGAAGUCAAUGAUGCAAGAGAGAGUCCAGGUGACUACUGGAGGAAGAUAAUGAAGGACCAGCCCAUGCCGGAGUCGAUUAGAGAUCUCAUUCACCCGGAGUCUUCGUCGGGGAACGAGAAGAACAGCAUCGGUUUCGUGAGAGAUUUCGACAUGAGACCCAAUGCGAUCAUAUAUCACGGCCAUGGGGAUGCCGAAGACAAGCAGCACUAUGGGGAAAAUGCUGAGAAAGGAGAGGAUGAGCGGUUGAAGAUGCCUCAUGAUCGAGAUCAGAAGAAGAAGAAGACAUCUGCUUAGUUUGAAACUAGAGAAGGGCAAAAAAGAAAAAAAAAGAUUAAAAAUAAUGUGGUAGAGGCUUUUCUGCGGUAGGUGCUUUG